Messenger RNA from Antechinus flavipes (yellow-footed antechinus), 3884 nucleotides. Its product is annotated as methyl-CpG-binding domain protein 1-like. NCBI's taxonomy places the organism in Eukaryota, Metazoa, Chordata, Mammalia, Dasyuromorphia, Dasyuridae. The transcript is spliced from 14 exons. The record is from RefSeq and is a predicted model, not a curated record. Gene Ontology annotation, molecular function: zinc ion binding; DNA binding. The coding region runs from base 1181 to 3313 and encodes 710 amino acids.
CAUUCCUUUCUGUUCCAUUCUUUUUCAUUCCAUUCCAUUCUGUUCCUUUCCAUUUCAUUCCUUUCUGUUCUGUUCCAUUUUAUUCCGUUCUUUUCCAUUCCUUUCUGUUCUGUUCUUUUCCUUUCCAUUCCAUUCCGUUGCUUUUCAUUCCAUUCCUUUUCAUUCUGUUCCAUUCCUUUCUUUUCUUUCCCUUCCUUUCUUUCGAUUUGAUUCCUUUUCUUCCCAUUCCUUUUCUAUUGUCCAUUCAUUUCCUCUCCUCUUUUUCUUUUCUCCUCUCCUUUCCUUUUUCCUUUCUCCCCUCCUUUUUCCUUUUUCUUCUCUCCUUUUUCCUUUCCUUCACCAAGUACCCUUGGCACACUCAUUCCCUAUUGAGUUUGAGAGGCAGACCUGGGUUUAUCCAAUGUCUGGACUAGCUGGUCCUUUAGCCUUGAACUACUGCCUUCUUCUUUGGCCUCAGUUUCCCCCAUUUUAUACAAUUCUCACUGAGACUGUGAUUCUAGGCAAGCUGGGUUUGCCUUCCAUUCAUUGGACCCUUCUCCCAGGAAGAUCUUGGUCUUUAUUUAAAAGUUGAAGGUUCGAACAAGCCCCAGCAGGGCUUCUUUGUUAGUUUCUGCAUGGGCAGUUGACCACAGGGAACAGAGAAACAGGAUGUGGUUGCCCAGGCAUCCUAGUACGGGGGUCUUGGCAUGUGGUAAGCAGGACACAGCUUCCCGCUCGGCUCGGUGCAGGAAGUUUGGGGUCCUGCUGGACGUUUCAAAAUCUGGGGCCUCUACAGACUCUUGGUAGUUUCAAAGUCUUGUUAAUCCCAACCAGUGGUUGGAGAGCACUCUUCCCUGGGAGGAGACAGGCGUUAUCUCAUUUGGUAAAUAUCUUGCCAUCCCCCUUCUCUGACCACCCAGGUCCCUGAUGCUGUGCGGUUCCAUCUGCUUUGAGGACAGUAAAGCCCCUUCCUUAGAGAAAUGGCCUCUUGGCGGUUCUUACUGAUCAAACCUGCAACUCCACUGCAGGGUGGGGGGGGCAGGCCUAUGCCUGGAGUGUGUAGCCUCCGGUUUGCCUCUUCCUUUGGCCUGCUGACCUGCCCUGCCUGGGCUCCCUGCACCCCACUGACCUGCCCCCCCCCCCUGCAGGCGGCCACCUCUGGCGCCCAUCACUCUCUCCCCUCCCCUGACCCCCGUCCUCCAUGGCUGAGGACUGGCUGGAUUGCCCCGUGUUGGGCCCGGGCUGGAAGCGCCGUGAAUCCUUCCGGAAAUCCGGAGCUACCUGCGGUCGUUCAGACACCUAUUACCAGAGCCCUACGGGAGAGCGGAUUCGGAGUAAGGUUGAGCUGAGGCGCUUCUUGGGCCCUGACUGUGACCUUAGCCGCUUUGACUUCAAACGGGGUGUCCUCCAGUAUUUGCCCGCCAAGGGAGCUUCUCAAAAGAAAAAGAAGAAGAAGAAGAAGAGGAAGAAGAAGAGACGAGUUUGGCCCAAGAAGAAAGAACCGUCCCUCAAAGAGAAGCAGUCUCUGGGGUCAACCCCCAGAUUCUGCCAGCCUCCCCCCCUGGCCACUCUGGCUAUAACCUGUGAAAACUGUGGCGCCAGCAUCUCAGGGGACGACGCUCGGCGCCAGCGGCUCCGGACUCUAUGUCAAGGCUGCCGAGCCCGGAGGAAUGCCUUCAACCGGGAGCAGAGGAUGUUCAAGCGAGUAGGCUGUGGUGAGUGCAAGGCCUGCCAGCUGACUGUGGAUUGUGGCACGUGCCCCGACUGCACCAUGCGGGUUUCCCGGCCUGGUGCCUCCCAGCUCCCUGGAAGCCAGUGUGCCCAGCGCCGCUGCCUCAAGAUUGUGAAGAAAAGUUUUGGCUGCGGUGUCUGUUCUGGCUGUAAAGUCAAGGAGGACUGUGGGAUCUGCUGCAUUUGUGAGCGCCGGGGGAAACCAGACCUCAAGAGGCAAUGGAAAUGCCUUCAGCGGCGCUGCCUCAAGAAGCGCAUCAAGAAGAAACCCCGAGGAUUGGCCACCAGGAAGCUCCCGGGCAGACGUCCCCGAGUCCUGAUGCCGCCGCCCCCCCCUCAAGCCUACGGCCCUUUCAGCACUACUAAGCACUACUCUAGUCACCGGCAGAGCCGCAAAUGUGGGGUGUGUGCGGCAUGCCGGCGCCGCGUGGACUGUGGCCAGUGCGACUUCUGCCAGGACAAGCCCAAAUUUGGGGGCUGUAACCAGAAGCGCCAGAAGUGCCGAUGGAGGCAGUGCCUGCAGUUUGCCAUGAAACAUCUGCUGCCUACAGCCAGGUGGGACAGCCCUGCUGUAGAGGGGGCAGCUCUGCCUCUGUGCCGGCCACGCCGUAGGAAGGGUGCCUUGGUUAAGCGGGCCAAAUCUGGGGGCCUCCAGGGCCAGAGGCUGGUCACUGAGGCCCUCAGCAGUGGGCUUGAGAAGGGGGUUCCUGUGAUGAUGGAGGAGUUUGAUCCUGGCUUUGCAGUGCCCCCGGGGACCGACCUCGUCAUCCUACAGGAGCAGGAGGGGCGUGAGAGCGUCCCUGUACUCGUGCCCGGUACCAAGCCACGAGGCUCCAGGUUCUCCACUCCCAGCUGCAUCGUCAUAGAGGAGUUUGCGUGUCCAAAUUUUGGGGUGUUCGUCUCAACCCCCCCGAUAAAGCAGGAGGUUGAGAGUUAUGGGGACCAAGCUUUUGGACCUGUCUUUCCUCCCCCUUCAGACUUCUCUCCUGGCCUCCCCGUUACCUUGGAUGUUGAUAGGGCUCAGCUACCACUUUCUGUGAAACAAGAGGAAACCUGGGGCGAGGAAGAGGAAGAAGAGGAGGAGGAGGAGGAGGAAGAGGAGGAGGAGGAUGCAAAAGCAGACACUCCUGUGAUCAUGGAGAUUUAUAGCCUGAGUGGAGCCGCCCCGACAAGAGCUGGGUCCUGUGGUGUCCUGGACAGUGUCCUCCAGGAGUUUCUAGCAGAGCUGAAUGAGCUGCCCUUGCCUGCCCAUUGGGAGGUCCUGCCACCAAGGGGGCCUGACCUGUGCAUCACCCAGCGUUCCCCCUUGUCUACCAUGGCCUCUGCCGUUAUCCAUAUCCAGCCAGGCCUUUACUUUCACGUAGUGGUACAAGAUGUCCCUGUUCCGGCCAACCAUGAGCUCUAUACAGCUCACCCAUUGCGGCUCACCACUGUGGAUGAGGUGGUAGAGCUCAUCUGCAACCUGGAGGCCUACCAUGUGUGCCCUGGCUUCCCUGGCAUUGAGAGGCAGGGCUCCCGUUCUCCAGACUGUGAUGUCCUAGUGUAUGAGGGGCGCUGCCAGGCCUGCUGUGUACCACCCCGCCCCCUCAAAGAGUGGCAGUAAGCCACCUUGUCCUGGGUCCCCAUGCAUUAAACUGGCGUGUGGGGCCCUUUUCCCCCAGUUCUCCCCUACUACCCUUUGAAGGAGUCAGUCUACACUGGAAAGGCUUGAGGUGAGGACGGAUGCCCUUCCCCUCCUUCCCCCCCUCCCCACAGAAACCAGCAUUCACCAUCUCCCAUUGGACUGCUCUCAGAGCAUUUCCACCCUUCUGGCCUGCCUCAGCCCUCUGUGGCUCCCAAAAGAACCACCACUGUCCCUGUCCCUGUUGGCACCCCUCCCACACAUACAUAUUCAAGCUCACCUCAGGGAUAUGGGCUGGGCCCAUGUAUAGAAGUGUGAGGGGCCUGGAUGCUUGGAUUUGUCCUGGAAGUGGAGCCCCUAGGGAGGGGCACCUGCAGGGCCAAAGGGCCACUCCUUUCUCUGCUAUGCCCCCCUGAAACACACACAGAGAUCCCUGAAGCAAAAGGAACUUUAUUGGUUUUAUGUACCCCAGUGGCCUGCUUAGCUGGUCUGUAUUUGUUGCCUUACCUUUAUUUUUCUAAAUAAAGUAUGAUUGAUGGUUCUGUGAAAAAAA